Vollenhovia emeryi is the source of this 16816-nucleotide messenger RNA. Its product is annotated as midasin. Gene Ontology annotation, biological process: rRNA processing; ribosomal large subunit assembly. Gene Ontology annotation, molecular function: ATP binding; ATP hydrolysis activity. The coding region runs from base 341 to 16648 and encodes 5435 amino acids. The record is from RefSeq and is a predicted model, not a curated record. Gene Ontology annotation, cellular component: nucleus; preribosome, large subunit precursor. Lineage: Eukaryota; Metazoa; Arthropoda; Insecta; Hymenoptera; Formicidae. The transcript is spliced from 20 exons.
GAAAUUCCAGAUUUGACCAAUCAUAGCGCAAGGUCAUAUAUCCUGCACUAUCUCCAGUUAAAGUUCAACUGAACAAACUCUGGGUUUGUUCUUUUUAGCCGAACUCACUAAUGAUGUGGAGGGAGGAAGAUAAGUUCUGAACUGGUGCAGCCAGUGCAGUUAAAAAGUUGUGAAGGUGCAUAGCAACGUAUAUCCGCUUGGACCGCGUACACGUGUUUCUCACGUUCCUAGCGCUUAGCUGGAAAAAUCCAUCCGAGAGAAAAUGUUCUCCCCGGCCACUCUGUUCUGACAACGUUCGCCGUUUCUGCAAAUAAUCUGUUCAAAUUUCCGAGAUAGCAAAAUGUUGACCGAGAACGUGACGAUUUUCUGCGAGCGAGAGCAGAAAUAUAAAGAGAGACUCUCGCCUUUUCUACACGAAUUCAAUGAAUUGCAACUCGAUGAAAUUCUGGACAUACUGCGUGAAUUUUUGAUGCAAAUAGAGUGCACGCAAGACGUUGCUGACUGUUUCCCAGAAUUGUUACCAGCGCUCGUUUCCUUAGCGAUACCUGUGGACGACGUGCAGUCGUCAACAUUAAUGGACAAGAAUGCUAUUCACAGAUUAAACUGUGUUGUAUUAGGAAAGCUGGUUAAAGUCAAUCAAGAUUUACUAGUAUUUGUUUUACGCUACUUUGAUAAGAACCCAGCUCCGUUCGAGCCUCUUGACGAUUCUCACGACACGGUGCCGUCCCGGAAGAGACAAAGGAGAAGCAAAUGUUCGAGCGUCUCGGAAGUAUCCGAGCACGACGUUGUUGUCGCGUGUUAUAACAUCUUGCAGUCGGCUACUAGUCAUUUUAAGCAUAAAUGGAACUGGUCUAGAUUUUACAAAUAUUUAACAAAUGCGGACGAUGGGGUGAAAUGGGUCGCCCUGAAAUGUAUAGCUAUAGUUUUGAACAUGUCCGAGGCAACGAGGCUGUCCUACGCACAAGCGCUAAUUCGAAGUUUUGCAAGAUUUUUAACUGAUCACGAAGCCAAAGGCGCGGACACCGGCGUUACUCGCGGCAGCUUCGAGUCGGUGGAAGACGCGAUUAAAAAUAUCUCGUCCAUCGUGUCUGUUGGCGGCAUAUUGCUGCCCACUCUGGGCAGAAGUCAGAGCACCCGCCAUUUAGUCGCAGUUUCCUCCACGAGGAAGAAUCUACAGAGUCUGGCCAUAGCCGUUGGCUCGAGGAAAUGCAUCUGCCUGCAGGGGCCAGUCGGUUGCGGUAAGACUGCUCUGGUGGAGUAUCUGGCCAGAGUCACCGGGCACGACACGUCGAGCUUCGUCAAGGUGCAGUUGGGCGAUCAGACCGACUCGAAGAUGCUGCUGGGAAUGUACAGGUGCACCGAUGUACCCGGUGAAUUCGUCUGGCAGCCGGGUGUACUCACGCAGGCGGUCGUCGCUGGCAAGUGGCUGCUCCUGGAGGACGUGGACAGCGCCGCCCUCGACGUGGCCAGCGUCCUGAGCCACCUGAUGGAGACCGGCACGCUCUGCGUGCCCGGCUAUCGCGAUACCAUUUACGCCAGCAGCGGAUUCCAGCUGUUCGUUACUCAGCGAUUGAUGAUGUCCACCACGGGCGUACAGAAACACGUCACGGGGGCCUCGAGUUUGUUGCAGAAACACUGGCUGUGCCUGAACGUGGAACCACUGUCCAAGGAAGAAUUAGUGAUUGUGGUUCAGACGCUGUUUCCAGUACUGAGCACUAUUGCCACUAGAAUAGUAGAUGUGUUCUUGUUGGUCUCCCUAGGGGAUCACGAUGGUGAGAGUAACGCUAGCGACGCGAUGCUGUCGCUGAAGAUUGGACGGCAAACGUCGACGCGAGACUUGAUAAAGUGGUGUUCCAGAGCUAUCGUCGACUUCGACGUUUCGUCGUCAGACUCUGCAUUGAAAAUAUUUCAGGAUGCUCUGGAUGUCUUUUGCUGUUCGGUGCCUAAUCAAGAGCAACGAUUACAGUUAGCGACGGAGGUAGUUCAUAAACUUGGUAUUAUAAAGACGAAGGCAGAGCACUUUUGCAACAUGCACAAACCGUCCGUGACCCUGCUUCCCGAGUUCCUGAUAGCGGGCCGAGCGAAGUUAACUCGCCAGAAAGCGCAAUACGCGAGAAUCGACGUGGAAAGGGUCAAUUUCUUCUUCACGAGGCCUUCCGCGUGCCUGUUGGAGCGCAUAGCCAGCUGCGUGAUGCAAAAGGAGCCGGUGCUGCUGGUCGGCGAGACUGGUACCGGCAAGACGAGUUCGGUGCAAUACCUAGCGAGGAGUACCGGCCACAGAUUGACAAUCAUAAACAUGAAUCAGCAGAGCGAGAGCGCGGAUUUACUAGGCGGCUACAAGCCGGUCGAUCUCAAGUUCCUGAUCUCACCCAUCCGGGAGGAGUUCGAGAUCCUGUUUCGCUCCUACUUCGUCCUCGAGCCGAACAGGAAGUUCCUCGAGAACGUUGCUCUGUGCAACAAGCAGGAGAAGUGGAAGAAUCUUGUCACUUUGAUGAGCUACAGUACGCGCGCCGCUGUUAAGAGAUUGAAAAAUAAGUUGGGGAAUCCCGAAGACAGCGCGUUCAAGGACGCUUCGAAACAUCAGAAACGAGACAAGAAUUCUCGGGAGAGAUCCGAUCGGGACGAUGCCCAGGCCGACACGGAUCUGCUGAGAAAGUGGGAAAAGUUGCUGGAGAAACUGGAGAAACUGGCAGCGCAGGUGAAGAGUCAGUAUGCGCUGGCGUUUUCCUUUAUAGAGGGGAGUUUGGUCAGGGCCUUGCGAGACGGCUAUUGGGUUCUCUUGGACGAGAUCAAUCUGGCGAAUGCGGAGACGCUGGAGUGUCUUUCCGGUUUGCUGGAAGGCUCCUCGGAAUCCCUGCCGUUGCUGGAGCGCGGCGACGGGGAGCCCGUGACGAGACAUCCCGACUUCACGGUGUUCGCCUGCAUGAACCCGGCCACGGAUGUCGGCAAGAGGGACUUGCCGGUCGGCUUGAGGAACCGUUUCACCGAGUUCUACAUCGACGAGUUGACCGAGCGAUCGGAUCUCCAGUUGCUCGUCAGCAACUACCUGGCGGAGCUGAAUCUGCCGCUGGAGAAGCACGAGGCGAUCGUCAUGUUCUACCUGAAGGUGAGACAGGAGGCUACGGCGAAGUUGUUCGACGGCACGGCGCACAAGCCGCAUUACAGUUUGAGAACGUUGUGCCGCGCAUUGUACAUUUCCUCGUCGAAUCCCUGCGGCAACAUUUUGAGGUCCCUGUACGAGGCCUUCUCCCUGAGCUUCCUGACGCAGCUGGACCACAACUCGCACCGGAUUGUACAUGAAAUGAUCGAGCGAGCGAUCCUCGGCAACAAGAACGUCGUCAAAGCGGUACUCGGCACUCCUAUACCGAAACCGAGAUGCAGUCCGGGGGAAGAGUACAUGUGCAUCGAGGGAUACUGGGUCCUACGAGGAAGCUUGACGCCUGAGGCACCUAGCAACUACAUCUUGACCGAUUCCGUGAGGAGAAAUUUGAAAGACUUGGUGAGAGUGGUGUCGAUCGGCAAGAUUCCAGUUUUGCUGCAGGGCGACACGUCGGUAGGCAAGACCAGCUUGAUCACCUACCUGGCGAAGACCACCGGGCACGUCUGCGUCCGCAUAAACAAUCACGAGCACACGGAUUUGCAGGAGUACGUUGGAAGUUACGUCGCGGACGAGACCGGGAAGCUGGUGUUCAAGGAAGGCGUCCUGGUGGACGCGAUGCGCAAAGGACACUGGAUUAUCCUGGACGAGUUAAACCUGGCCCCGAGCGACGUUCUGGAGGCCCUGAAUCGCGUCCUCGACGACAACAGGGAGCUGUUCAUACCCGAGACGCAACAGGUGGUGAAGGCGCACGAGCACUUCAUGCUGUUCGCGACGCAGAAUCCCCCCGGGCUCUACGGCGGUCGAAAGGUCCUGUCGCGAGCGUUCAGGAACCGAUUUGUGGAGCUACACUUCGACGAGAUACCGCCCAAGGAGUUGCAGACGAUACUCAAUCAGCGAUGCAGCAUGCCGGAGUCGUACUGCAGACAAAUGAUCGAAGUGAUGAUGGACCUCCAGAGAAGGCGCAAGAGCACAGCGACUUUUGCCGGCAAGAAGGGAUUCGUAACUCUGCGAGAUCUAUUUCGCUGGGGCGAGAGAUACAGAUUGGCCCCCGACGUAGGCAACAGGCUGUACGAUUGGAACCAACAUCUGGCUGACGAGGGCUAUCUCGUUCUCGCGGCUAAGGUCCGCAAAGCGGAAGAGGCGGACGAGAUUAGACAAGUGAUAAAGCAACAUUUGAGGAGGGACGUAGAUCCCGACAGCUUGUUCACGCUCGACGACAAGACCUCGCUGGUGACGAAGUGUAUAUUGGAGGAGAUCCUGAGGAACGACAUCCCCGGCUUCGGCCACAUCGUGUGGACCUAUCACAUGCGUCGCAUGGCGGUUCUGGUGAAGAAAUCCUGUCAGUUCAAGGAGCCGGUGUUACUAGUCGGAGAAACCGGCGGUGGCAAGACCACCGUCUGCCAGUUGAUCGCGGCUAUCAACGGCCAGGCGAUGCGUGGCGUGAAUUGCCACAUGCACACCGAGUCGUCCGACUUCCUGGGAAAUCUGCGACCCGUCCGGGAGCAUGCCGAGGACGACCAGAGGCUCUUCGAGUGGAUGGACGGUCCUCUGAUAAAUGCCAUGCGAAACGGCGAUCUCUUCCUGGCUGACGAAAUUUCGUUGGCCGACGAUAGCGUUUUGGAGCGACUGAAUUCGCUUUUAGAGCCGGAGCGUAGUCUUCUGUUGGCUGAGAAAGGAAUAGAGUCUUCUCACGGCGAAGAGAACACCGUGAUCGUGGCGGAUGAGAAAUUCGUGUUCGUCGGGACGAUGAAUCCCGGUGGUGAUUACGGCAAGAAAGAACUCUCGCCGGCCUUGCGCAAUCGAUUCACCGAGGUGUGGUGCGAGGGAUGUACGGCCAGGAGGGAUCUGCGCGACAUAAUAAUACAUAAUCUCCUCAUCGAUUCGCGAGCGACGAGAGAGUCCGUCGCCGAUGCGAUAUUGAGAUUCACGGAAUGGUUACCGACCACCGAAGUGGGCAAGAAGCUUACCGUGAGCAUACGAGACGUGCUCACCUGGGUCGAUUUUAUAAAUGUGUCCACUGUCGGUACCCCGCUAGCGAAACUGACGAUCGAAGAGGCGUAUUAUCAUGGCGCUUGUCUCACGUACAUUGACAGUCUUGGAUCUGGUACCACGGGUUCGGAGAGUGUCGGCAAAUUGAGAGAUUUUACGGUGACAGCUUUUCAAUUUAUCAAGUUGGAGAUCAAAGAUACGAUCAAAUCUGAACUUGACACGGAAACUUCUGUGAUAAACGAGAACGUCGUUGUAGAUACUCCAGAUGUAUUCGGGGUGUCACCUUUUUAUAUUAAAAAGGGCUCAUAUAUUUCUUGCGAAGACCCUGCAUUUACGUUCACGACUUCCAUUACGAAGCUGAACACGUUGAAACUUCUAAGAGCGUUGCAGUUAAACAAACCGAUUCUUCUGGAAGGAAGUCCAGGUGUAGGAAAAACCAGUCUGGUUUCUGCACUCGCGAAAGCCGCGGGGCAUACUUUGAUCAGAAUCAAUUUAAGCGACCAAACGGACGUAUCCGAUUUGUUUGGUGCCGAUCUUCCCGUAGAAAACGGCAAAGGCGGUGAAUUUGCAUGGCGGGACGGUCCAUUUUUGCGAGCUUUGCGUGCCGGAUAUUGGAUUCUGCUCGACGAGUUAAACCUGGCGUCGCAAUCGGUCUUGGAAGGCCUUAACGCGUGCUUCGAUCAUAGAGGAGAGAUAUACAUUCCCGAACUGGGAAAGACAUUUACGGUCAAACCUGGUACAAGAUUGUUCGGUUGUCAAAAUCCCUUGCGGCAAGGUGGUGCCAGACGAGGCUUACCGAGAUCCUUUUUAAACAGAUUUACUCAGGUAUUUAUAUAUUGUGGGUAUAACAUGAGACAUAAUGCUGCGAAAGUAACUUCUGUAAUCCAAAGUUUACUGUUCUUUCAGGUAUCCGUAGAUGCAUUAAUGGAAGACGACUUGAGGUUUAUACUUGGUGCGCAAUUUCCACAACUUCCUGUGGAAUUGAUCAAUGCUAUGGUGCAGUUUAACAGCAAGUUAGCGUCGGAAGCUGGCAUUUUAUGGGGGCAUACCGGAUCUCCAUGGGAAAUGAAUCUGCGAGAUAUUACUCGCUGGUGCCAGACGACUAUUGAAGCCGCGUCUAACGAAUUUCGCAGUAAUCAACAGUAUUUUAAUCCAGGUGACAGCGUAGAGCUCAUCUAUAUUAACAGAAUGAGAACCAAUGAAGAUCGGCAAAGGGUAUAUCAGAUAUAUCAAGAAAAAUUCUCGCUCGAGAAAUAUCCUCUGCCUAGUCAACUUCCGAUGCACGUCACGGUAGACCAACUUUUUAUUGGCGACGUGACGUUAAGCCGGAAAAAUUGCAGCGUACCGCAGGACUUCAAUUUGUUAGUGCUCAGAGAACAGAAAAAAGCACUGAAGAGUCUCAUGCAGUGCGUUAAAAUGAAUUGGAUGUCCAUUCUUAUUGGUGCUUCGGGUUGCGGCAAGAGCAGCGUGGUUCGUUUGCUUGCUGCUUUGACGGGCCAGAAGCUGAGGUCCAUUGCCGUGAAUUCUGCAAUGGAUACGACGGAGAUAUUAGGUGGCUUCGAACAGACGGACUACAAUCGGCAUCUCGAGCAACUGUUUGAGCACGUAGCGACUUUACUUAUCGAGAGUCUGCAAACAAAGAUAGCUAUCGACAAAUUGGACCAAGUUGCCGAGCUUCAUGAGCGUCUGGAGCAAGUGCGACACUUAUUCGAUGAAAACGUCGCCGGCAGAACAAUGGCCGCGGAAACCAAACUAUUCUUACACAAAAUCGAGGAACUGUCGAAAUUGGUGUCGGCAAUGAGGCUUUGUGAACCUGCCCGCGAGUCGGAGCUAAGAGAUAUCGAGUCGAGGUUGAGGAACUUGUCGAUUUUCGUCGAGCAGGAUAAAUGCCUGAAUGCCGGCGGAAAGUUCGAAUGGGUGGACAGUGUGUUGGUGAAGUGCUUGCAGGACGGAACUUGGCUGCUCAUCGACCAGGUUAAUCUAUGUAGCCCCGCUGUAUUAGACAGACUUAAUGGAUUGUUGGAGCCAAACGGUGUUCUCAGUAUCGGGGAACGAGGCGUUGAUGACAAAGGCAAUGUCGUUACCAUCAAGCCGCACGAAAAUUUCCGCCUAUUUCUAACCAUGGAUCCCCGAUGCGGCGAGAUUUCCAGGGCCAUGCGUAACAGAGGCGUCGAGAUUUACAUGCUCGGCCCGAAGGAGAACAUCGACGAGAACGUGAUCGAUUUCAAGUCGCUGCUGCUUAACGCCGGCAUCACAAAGUCCGCGCAUCGCGACGCAUUGCUCGAGAUCCACGGCCGAGUGUCGGAAGAGAUCGUCGCCGUGGACCGAUUCAGCGCGGUCGAUUUGGUGCACGCCGCGUUCCUGAUGAGGCAACGAUCGCUGCGCGGAUUCCCCGCGGAGCGAUCCAUCAGGAACGCGUGUCUCGACGUCUACGUGAGGUCUAGACCGUCGCGAGAUCCGCGAUUCAGAGAACACCUGACCUCCCUGAUCGACGAGACCAUUGAGCGACGUGUCGCCCGAAGAGACGACAAAGAGAUGUCGGUGAUCGACCUGGAUGCCGCCACGUGGAGCGUGAAGAACCUGCAAGACAAUUUGAGACUCACUAUAAUCAGGCAGCAAGGCCUGCUGCUGAACGCUGCUAUCAAGAUGCACGAGUCGUUCCUGAAAUCUGACUCUGGAGGAGACGUUACAACGAAGCCGUUGAACGACUUCUGCGGUCUUGAGGAGGACGAAAGGUUGGACAUUGACGUUGCUGAUGUGUUGCCGUAUCUCCUCCUGAAUUUUUACGAGCAAUCCACGCGGGACGACGCGCCGCUGCGAAGGGAGUGGAUCUCGAGGUUGCUGCGAGGUAACGCGAUGCUCGGCGAUCUCGAGGAGAGGAGCGCGCUAAUGACGAAGGUAAUCGCGCUGUUUUGCCCCGAACCUGCGAACGCGAGGAGCUCGUUACCCUGGGAUUUGCGCCGGCUCGUCGGAGGAACGACACGCGAUGAGGACGACGGUGCUUGCAGGGGCGCGAAUAAAUUAUUGCUGUUGCUGUACGCGUGCGGUAUGAUUUUAAAGAGCGAUGCAUCGCGAAAGAAGACGGAGACGUUGGAGAGCAGAGACGCGUUAUCCGUGAAGCUCUACUCCAGCCUUGUAAAUGACGGUAAGCUGCUCUCGCAAUUGAAGGACCAACCGCUCGUAACGUGUUUCGUGCAAUUCCUCGGACAAGCGAAUUCUUGCAUCAGCGCGAUUCUGCAAGACGUAAAUGUGACCGUCGAAGAGUGCGUCGAGUUAAAAGCAGAGUUGAGGUGGUUCGCGAGAUUCGAAAGACUGGGCGAAAUGACGCUGCUCAUCGACAAGUCGAAGAAAUCCCAAGUGUUCGCGAAUUUGGAACAGAUUUCUUUGCUGCUGAGAGUGCAUUAUAAAUGGCUGCUGAAGUUCCUGCGUAAGCUAUUCGUAAUAGCUAGAAAUUCCUUGAGCGCGGGAACCACGAGCGAGAUCGAGCAGCUGUGGGAGACCGUGAGGCGCACGAACGACCAGCUGAAAUCGGUGUACGAUCCUAUCAGGAAGAUAUCAAAGAGAAUCAAGAAGUAUCUGACCCUUCCGCCGCCGCACUCCACGGAGAUCAGCAUGGAGGUGCACUCGAGGCUAACGAGGGUAACGAGAGACCUGGACGUGAGGGACGAGGGAGGCAGCACCCUGAAGCGAGAACUGAAGAUCAUAUCCGUGCAGUCGGAGGACGCGCUAGCGAUGAGACGGCAAACGAUCGCUUUGUGGAGCAAAGCUCACUCCAGGAAGUCGACGCUCGACGAAACGAUGUUGCAGAUCGUCCACGAGGUGGAACGAUUCUGCGACGAGAGCCACAUCCGUCUGCGAGUCCCCGCGGAAGUCGAGGCUACUCUGAACAGAAUGCGCUCCCUUCCGGAGAGGGAAACGGCACAGCUGAACGCGAGGAUACGGCUAUGGCCGAUUUACGAGUACGCGUUUCUGUCGCUCGCCGGCACUCUGCAGGGCGAGAUGUGCCGGGAGGCGACGAUUCCCGGUGUCGCUCUGACCGAGUGCCUCGCGAGAUUCACGGAUGUGCCCAGUAUACCGAGCGAUCUGAUGGGUCUACUGCGUGCGAUAAGUCAAAUGGAGGCCGAGCAAGGAUCGGAGCUCUUGUUGCUGCCGGAACUGUUCUGCCAUCUCGCGCAAUUCGUUCAGCGAUCUCACGCUUUUAGGGAUACGAGCCGCCUCUUGCACUGGUCCGGUCUAACGGAGGAAGAUGAGGAGAUGUCAAUGACUUCCUACACCGAACCUAAGAUGGAAUGCUACGUCGGUGGACCCGUUCUCUUGAACCUAGUAUUGCGGUUAAUGUUGGACAAAGCGCACCAAGAGAAAGAGAAAGGUGUUCUUUCCACGAUCGCGCUCGGGACGUAUGCGGCGCAGAUGAAUCAGCUGGAGCUACUAAAUGAGAUUUUAUGGCGUAACAGUAUCUCGUUAACAAACAAGCGAUGCGACUCUAGCAGCAGCGAUUUAGCAACGUUGAAGUUUCACUUGCAUUUGUAUUCGUCCACGAUCGACAAGAUGAACCUCGAACACAACGUACUAGAUCUGAUUGCAAUCGCCAGAGAGAAGCAGAGCGGAAACGUCGCGGACGUCUUCGAGCAGAGACUGAUCAGCGAUUAUUUCACACCGGUGAAAGAAUUGCACGAGGCGUAUAACGAGAUAAACGUCAUCAGCGAGGAGAGUGUCCACGGAGAAGAGAGUACGCUUCGGCGGGGAAGAGCCUGGAUGAUACUGGGUUACAUACAAUUGAUGCUCUUCGGAAAUUUGGACCUUAUCGAUCCCGUGCACAAGGUGGAACUGAAGCUGAAGUAUCUGGAGGAGGACAUCGCCAAUUGCAGAAGGACGAUAUACGUCGCAACGUUGCAGGAUCGCAUUCUGAGCACAUCAGCGGCGGACGAGCGCAUCCAUCCGAUAUUCGCAACCACGAGAAACUGCGAGAGACGCUUGCUGAAGACGAGGGAUGAUCUCAGCGGUCUGAAAGCUUUCAGGCCACAGUCCGUCAGCUUCGCCUCGCUCAGCAAGGACAGCGCCAAUUUCAGGAACGGAGUAGGUUCUUACGCGCUGGUGAGGGAGCGCAUGAGCAACCUGUGUGCGAUCGCGAGCAAGAUCAGUCGAGACUGCAAAUCGACGGAUCUGACAAUCGCGGAGAACGUUUCGCAAAAAGCGGAAGUCUGGGGUUUGUCGGUGCAACAAUUCGCUGAGCAGAUCAAGACCAAGUAUCUGGCGGCUUAUCCAGACGUGGUUCUUCCCUUGCUGACGGCGCUGGCGCAGUUAAAUCACGGCGUUUCCAUGUUGAUCAACGAGACCCGACGACUAAUAUCUUUGCGCAGAAGCGGAGUAGCCGAUCUCGAGUCCUUGAUAUACAACUUGAUCCGCUUCCCGACGGUCGGCCGGCAGCAGGAGAACCUUUUGAACCUGAGCAGCUUGUGCGUUUCCAGGAGCACGAGGGAUCUGAUCGGCGAGAAUUCACGUUCCACAGACACGUUCGUUAAAAUGCAGGAGCAGUUUCAGAUAUUCAAGUCGGGCCUGCACGAACUGCACAAUCACGUGAUUCUCAACAAAGGUCUGACCAGGUCACUGUGGCGGGACAUGAAUGAGCUGUUGCAGCAGAUAGUUCUGAUCUGGAAGCAGCAGCAGCAAGAAGAAGAGAAGCGAGCCGCGGAGAGGGAGAGUCUAUACAAGAAUAAGAUUGAGAAUCACGGUGACGCGUUGACGGAGGAGGAGGAGCUCGCUCUGGAAGUCCGCAAGCUGUUCCCGACGCACCGCGAAAGGGACUUCCGCGAUAUAGAGGAGCAACCUUCUUUCGAUCGGAGGAGCGCAUCGCCGACCCAAUCGGUCGAGACGGAGUCGAGCUUCAGCGGUCUCGUCACCAAGGACGACAUCAGGGAGAUCCAACUGAUCCACUCGGACAUUGUGUCCUUUAUCGUAACCAAGUGGAUGUGCAACAGUCCUGCCUCGGUGAGUGCGGCGAAUUACGUCGGACCGUUGAUUCAAAGGUACGGUACGACAUAUGGGAUGCUCGACAACCUUUUGCCGAGCUUGAGCGAGGGACUCGCGAUCGAACUGUACACCAGCUUGAACUUCCUGGUCACUUUGGGGCUGCAAGCGAGCCGAGACAAGGGCGCGGAUCGGACUUUGUGGGAGAACGUCGUCGAGGGGCGUGUGAGAGCGUACGAUUUCUACAAGGACUGCAACGUCGAGGAAGCGAAGCAGUGUCUGCCGUUGUGCGAGCGUAUCCUGAUUCGUGUCGAUCAGCUGCUGGAGGAGUGGCCGGAACAUCCCACUCUGAGAUCGAUACGAUGCAUAAUAGAGAGGAUCUACGCGUUUCCAAUCACUUCGCCCAUCUCCAGAUUCCUGACGGGUUUGGAGUUGCUGUUCGUCAAGAUGCACCAGUGGAAAGAGAACGCGCACAGCGGCGUCAGCAUGACGGACCACGAAUUAGCGUUAACGCAGCAGAUAAAAUGCUGGCGGAGAAUGGAGCUAUCCUGCUGGAAGGGUUGCCUCGAUGCAGCGCACGAGAAUCUCCGAUCGGACACGUCCAGGUGGUGGUUCUUUCUGUACGCGCUGAUCGAAAGUUACAUCACGAGACCCGAGAAGAGUAACAUUGGGAAAGAGGGCGAUGAGCCUGUCACCAGGCUAAAGUUGGUGGAAUCACUGGAGCGCUUCAUGAACGAGUCGUCCCUCGUCGAGUUCGAGUCGCGAUUGGGUCUCCUCUUGACGUUCCACUGUCAUGUGUAUUACCUCGACGACAGCGGUAACAAGAACGAGCUCUUGGCCAUAUUGUGGAACGUGCACAAUUAUUACAAACAAUUUGUAGACGACGUGAAUGCAAGGAUCGCCGCUUUGAAAGCGCCCAUCGAGAAGAAGCUGAAGGACUUCGUUAAGAUCGAGCGAUGGAACGACAUCAAUUAUUGGGCCGUGAAGGAGACGGUCGAAAAGAUGCAUCGCACUCUGCAUAAAUUCAUAAAGGAAUUCCAGAAGGCCUUGAAGCAAAACGUGUCCUCUUGCCUGAUUGUUAAAUCGGGAUCUUACAGCGCGGAGUUGAACAAGGGCAUCUGGGACGAUGGGGAACAUCACAGGCGCGUGGUGAACCCCGAAGAUUUUACAAUACCGAAGUCUUCGCGACCUGCGGACGUGGAAACGCCGUUCACAAGCGGACUUAUAGCGAGAACAGAAACGUUACUGACAAAGGCCAGGCGUCUGUGCAAAGAGAUAGUCCUGGCUAAUUCUUAUCCGCACGUACGAGAGGAACUCGAGAGUUUUGUCGAGGACUACAUGGAGCAGAGUGCGCGUCUUCGGGAUAUGAACGUUGACAGGAGUUUACCGAAGAAUAAACAGAAGUCCCAGGCGAAGAGUAUCUUGCAGCAGAAGAAAAUGACGCUCGCCAAUUACUUCAAGGCGUUGACUCAAAUGGGCGUAUCCUAUCGCGCUGGUAUACUGACGCUGAGGAACGACGCGGAGAAGGUGACGGACUUCACGGUGCCGCCUUUGGACCUGUGUACAAUUAAUCGAUACUUUAAACUGAGUAAACCCGAUCAGGGUAUGCUGGCGCAGUGGCGAAGCUGCGAGCGGUAUUAUUACAAGUCUCUUAUCAAGCUGAACGCUCUCAACGCGAUGCUCAGCACGAGCCAGACCGAUCUGGGGCUGCAGAACGUAGAGCGUUGCCGAGGAUUUUCCGCGCACUUGAUGCUGAUGGCCCACAGGCAGAAGACUACGCUCGUCCAGGCGUUCGACCGUUUCUCCUCGCUUCGCAUACAGAUCUCGCGUCUGUCCGAGACAGGCGAGCAGGAUCUGAAUAUACUGAGACAGAGCAGAGGCCGGUACUGCGCGGACAGCCUGAAGACCUUGCUGAUGACCUUGGAAGUUGGAUUCGAGCAGCUGCUACUGUUCCUGCAAUGCUGCCCCGCGGAAUCGUCGACGGACUCGAACAGAGCCGCGCUCACGCUGGACGCGAAUGCGCUUCCUAUAAUCGCCGCCUCUCAGAACGACGAGGUCUGGAAGAACGCGAACGCUUUGCUGAAGGACAUUUUGAAUUCAGUAAAGGCUAUCGCGAAACGCUUCCACGUCUUGUUCCUGCCGUUUGACAUUUUAUCGGUAAACCAUCCUGAGCGUUUCACUCACACAUCGCCUCUAAGUACGAAGGACUUUGAAUUCUUGGAGCAAUGCUGCGCGACGAUCAGGGACCUAAGAGUACGAUCUAAGGAAUUGCAACGACUGUUUGAGAGCCCGGACGUUGUGCAUCCUAUCUGGAAAGAUAUAGCGUUUUUAGACACGAAGAUGGAAGGCUUCCUUAAUCUCUCCGAAAAAUUGCGAAGCUCCACAGACGUCGAAAAUGGAGAGCAAUUGGGGGAAAAGAAUCACGCUGUCGAGCAGUACGAAUCAGCGCUGGAACAUCUGAUAAACACGAUAUUGCUUGUAAUACAGAAGAAAUACAAAGCUCAGACUAAUACCGGGGAAGAUGUGCCGCGCCUCAACGAGGAACCGAAUGAGGAAAACGAUAUGGAGAGAGAAGCGGGAGAAGAAUUAAAUGUAAGACUUACUGAAUUGCUCGAGCGGGAUAUAACCGAACUGAAGCUGUCCGACAUAUGCAAUUCGCUCUCCAAUCUUUUGUUAUCGACACGUGAACUCGAUCUGCAAUCAGCAAAUUACUGUACUAGGUUGCUCCUAAAAUGUUUGCCUCUAUUGGAACAAUAUAUCUUGCUCGUUCAGUUUUACUUCAACGAGCAGGUGGCGUCGUUCCGCGUCACGUGCAAGAUACUGUACCUACAAUUGAACGUAUUCUUAGAUCUGGCUGCAAAUGGGUUCUGUGUGCCAAAGGACUUAGAUCUCGAGGAAAGCGAUACAAACGAGUCAGGCGAGAGGACAGAGAAAGGCGGGAUGGGCUUAGCUGAUGGCGAAGGGACGAAAGACGUUUCCGAUAGAAUAGAAUCCGAGGAUCAGCUUGAGGACGCCAGACCCGCGGAUCAAGAGCAGGAGAAGCCGGAUGAUAAGACUUGUAAGGAGGAGGAGAAGGGAAUCGACAUGUCCGAGGAUUUCGACAGCAAACUUCAGGAUAUGGAGAAAAACGACGAUGACGAGGAACAGAGCGACGACGACGAGGAAAACGAUUUGGAUAAAGAAAUGGGGCAGACGGGAGAAGGCGCUGAGCAGCUUGAUAAAGAAAUCUGGGGCGACGAUCAGGAGGAAUCUGGAGAGGACAAUGAACAGCCGGAAAACGAGGAUGAAGAGGAAGGCACGGGCGAACAAAUCGGUGGGAAGGAAAUGAGCGCGAGGGACGACACAGAUAAGAGAAAACAGGAAGAUGACAACGACGACGACGAAAAUCGACAAGAAGAAAGUAAAAAGGAGAUAAACGAGUUGAAUGAACCGGAGGUGGAUGAGGAUCAGAUUAAUCCUUACCACGGUAAGUUCCAGCCUCCACCGGAACCCGAACCGCUUGAUUUACCGGAAGACAUGAAUCUGGACGAGGACGGUAAGGAGGACAACGGUGGCGAGGAGGAGAAUCCCUUCGACAUUGAUGAGAUGAAGAAGCCGCCGCCGGAGAAGCAGGACGUGGAACUCGAAAAAGAAUCUGGCGAGGCGAAAGAAAAUGAUUCUGAGGAGAAUUCCAGCGAGGACGAGAACGAUAAUAAUAAUGUCGAUGAGGAAACCCAAGCUCGAAGGGCAGAAGAAGAGUUGGAAAUUGAUGAGAAAACCGAAGAGAAAAAUGGGGAAAAUGCCACAAACAAAGACGAGGAACAAAAUCGAGAUGAAGAAGCGGAGGAGGAGAAAUUGCAAGAGAAAGCGGCGCCAAGUGCGAAUGAUGCGAGCGAGCAGAUGGAUGCUGCGCAACAAAUUGAGGAAACGGCGGAAGGUUCGCGGGACACGGUAGCGCACCAACCGGAAGACACGAAAAAUCAACAGUCAGAAACCUCAGCCGAAAACACACAAGAGGAUAGUAAUGACAAAGGCACUGGCCAAUCGCAGUCGGUGCAACAGGAAAGCGGACACUCGGGAUCGUCUAAGCAGGAAACUGUCCCGGCGCCGCAGAGCAAUGCUAUGACAAAACCAGUCGAGAAGAGGAAGAACCCGGGCGAGAGCAACGAGGAUCGCAGUCUGUUUGAUAGAUUUGAGCCGACGCUGAAGAAGUUGAAGACGAUCUACACACAGGACGAGAUAUCGAGAGACGAGAAGGAGAACGAUGCGAGCAAUGUCGACGGCGACAAGGCCGAGAUGGCUCAACACGUCAAGGAUUCCGAGAGAUUUGACGAUUACACGCUCGACGCCGCGACGGAAGACCAGGUCAGACAGCAAGCUUCCAACGCGGAUAAAGCUGAAGACGAGGAAGAGAAAGAGAAUGACACUAUGGACGUGGAGAUGCACGAGGAUAAGGAGAACGACGUGGCGAAUGAUAAAAUAAACGAGCAGAAAGCCGAGAGGGUCUCUGAGAUUGCAGACAACAAAUGCAAAAAGGAUCCCGAUGGUAAAAGUAAUAACGUGGAUGACAAUCAGACGGAGACAACUGUGGCAUUGGAAGGAGAAACCGCGGAGACCAUGAAAGUGCAGAGGGGAAACGAGUCUACGUUUCACACGAUGGAGUGCAGCGUGGAAGAGAAUGAUCUCGGUUCUGGCCAUGUGGAGAGAAAGCGAUUCGAGGUGGAGAGGAUGCUAGGCGAAUGGACACAAAUGCCCUCCACAGAAGAAGCUGCAGCCGCGUGGAAUUGUCUGUGCUCGGUCACGGACGCGGCCGCUCGGGAUUUGUCCGAAAAAUUAAGAUUGGUGCUGGAGCCCACGCAAGCGUCGAGAUUGAAGGGCGAUUAUAAGACGGGCAAGCGUAUUAACAUGCGAAAAAUCAUCCCCUAUAUAGCCAGUCAGUUUCGCAAGGACAAAAUCUGGCUCAGGCGCACGAAACCGUCGAAACGUGACUAUCAGAUCGUUCUCGCGUUAGACGAUUCCAGCAGCAUGGCAGACAAUCAUUCCAAAGAGUUGGCUUUCGAGUCCUUGUCGCUGAUUAGUAAAGCAAUGACGUAUCUGGAAGUAGGACAGCUUAGUGUCAUCAGUUUCGGGGAGCAGGUGAAAGUAUUGCAUCCUUUAGGAGAAGCUUUCACGGAACAAAGUGGAUCUAGGCUAAUACAAGAAAUGAGGUUUGAUCAAAAAAAGACCAUGAUUGGACAAUUAGUCGAUUUUACAGUGGAAAUGUUCGAGAGCCAGCGUGCCUCAUCUGACAAUGCUAAACUGUUGGUGGUACUGUCGGAUGGCAGAGGGAUAUUUUCAGAAGGAAAAGAUAUAGUGACUUGUGCUGUUAGGAGAGCUAGACUUGUAGAUAUCUUUCUAGUGUUUAUAAUAGUCGACAAUCCAAUUAACAAGGAUUCAAUAUUGGACAUUCGCAUGCCUGUGUUUCAAGAUAGAAAAUUAUUAAGUAUUCGACCGUAUAUGGAUAAUUUCCCAUUUCCAUUCUAUAUGAUUCUUAGAGACAUAAACACAUUGCCAGGUGUUCUGAGCGACGCUUUACGCCAAUGGUUUGAAGUAGUUGGGAAAAUUGAUACUUAGAUUAAUAAAUAUUCAUUUUAAACAUUCAAACUGGUAAGUUUGUAGCUAGUAUAAAUAAUUAAAUUAAAGUUUAGUUACGUAACACAGUUAUGAAAUCCAGCAUGUAUAUACAUUUUUUUUCUUUGAUAUGAUUUCCCAUCUGAUAAUGGUAAAAUUUGAUAUAUGCUG